Plenodomus lingam JN3 is the source of this 441-nucleotide messenger RNA. RefSeq lists its product as uncharacterized. NCBI's taxonomy places the organism in Eukaryota, Fungi, Ascomycota, Dothideomycetes, Pleosporales, Leptosphaeriaceae. The record is from RefSeq and is a predicted model, not a curated record.
AUGCAGAUUAGAUUGGUCAUCACGGCACUCAUCUCCCUCAGUAGCAGUCUUCCCUUCCAAGGCGUCACGCGUGACUUGUGGGCUUGUUCACAAGGCGGGAACGCAGGUGCCUAUUACACUUGCCCAGCCCCAGACUUCCAGCGCACCGCUACCACUGAAUGUGGAUACUUCAAGCCUGGGGGCUGGCGUCGCCCUUGUAGGAACUGGGGUCCAAACGCUGCAGAUCGUCCCAGAUCCAUUGGCCCAGAUGUCGGUGGCUCUUGUUUGUUCUAUAAGACGCUCGACUGUAGUGGUGAGCCGGUUGUACCGAUCGAAAGGCCAGCGAGCUCAAGAGGGAGAAGGCUUUAUUGUCCUGGUAUCAUGAAUACCCAGGGAGCAGAGUGGUUCGGGAGCAUGAUCUGUACUGUUCCGCUACAGAACUGGCAUCAUCCCGAUGAAUGA